Molecule: messenger RNA, 1382 nt
Organism: Eublepharis macularius
Lineage: Eukaryota; Metazoa; Chordata; Lepidosauria; Squamata; Eublepharidae
Gene: AFMID
Product: arylformamidase
Exons: 11
Coding region: 100-975 (291 amino acids)
Molecular function (GO): arylformamidase activity
Source: RefSeq, a predicted model, not a curated record
UUUAGUCAUGUGAUUCUAUAGCUCUAGUCUAGCGGCUCUGCCGCUCGCAGCUCCCACAGAUGUAAGCAAUACAAAACAGCCCCCAUCUGCAGUGGUGACAUGGGAAAGUGGCAAGAAAUGACAAAGGAGGAGCUGGAAACUCAGUACUCCCCUAGCAAGUGGUCUCCAAGGGUGGUCAAGGAUGUGAUUGAGGCUCAUAUAGAGGCAACAACUGACGCUACCUGCAAAGCCCAGGCUGCCACCCAGACUCUGUUGAAUGUCCCUUAUGGGCUUGGAGAGGGAGAGAAACUUGAUGUGUAUCUUCCUAAAGAGCCAUCUCAAACCUUUCCCCUGGUCAUCUACAUUCAUGGUGGCUACUGGCAAUUGCUGAGCAAAGACGUUUCGGGCUUUGCUGCAGGGCCUCUAGUGACCCAUGGCAUUGCCUUGGCUGCAGUAGACUAUGACGUGGCCCCCAAAGGCAGGCUGGAGGAGAUGGUCCAACAGGUGCGGCGUAGUGUAGCUUUUGCAGUUCAACAAUAUACAGGGAUCAGUGGUAUUUAUUUGCUUGGACAUUCUGCAGGAGCUCACUUGGCAGCCAUGGCGCUUUCCACAGACUGGACAGAGUUUGAUGUUGUGCCAAACAUCAAAGGAGCCUUUCUAGUGAGUGGUUUGUAUGACCUGGAGCCUAUAAUACACACCUAUGUCAAUGAUGUACUGCACACAAGUUGGGAAGUGGCCCAAUUAAACAGUCCUUUGCGGUGUGCCCCUAAGUUGGAGGGCAGGAGGGGAUGCCCUGUGCUGAUUGCUGUGGCACAACACGACUCUCCUGAAUUUCGCAGACAGUCCUGGGAGUAUUGUGAGGCGCUACGCUCAGCUGGCUGGAGUGCCUCCUUGCUGGACAUUGCAGACACAGAUCACUUUGAUGUGGCUGAGAAACUCUCCCACGAGGACUAUCUUCUCACACAGGUUAUUUUGCAUAUGAUUUCAAGAGACUGAUGGGUUGGAAAGAGAUGAAGCCCUCAACCCCAAAUCUUUCUGCACCUUCGAUGAUCAUGCUGCGUCGUUCAUGUACACUUGUCCUACCUCCAAUGUGUUUCUGCCAGUGCCUUCAUAUUUCAAACUGAGAAUGGACUUCUCCAUUCUCCAAACUUCACUCUCCUUUCUCGACAACAAUUGUAGUCAAUCUGGAGAUUUCUUUCGAACAGACAUGAAAUGAAAUGCUGACGCCUACUCUUUCUGCUUGAUUUUCUCCAAAGUAUUGUUGAAGGGAACAUAGUUCCUUUCUUGCGGACUGCAUGAAAAUUACAUGGAGACAGCCUUUCAAGAAGACUUUGGAUUCCUCCCUCCUGAUCCUGUGAAAAACUUCCUUCCAGCUUACUGAAAACAUUAAAAUAAAAUUAGAG